GCGCCACCUAGGUAUCAGCCAUGUGUAAUUUUGUUGUGGUUUUUGAGGAAGUGAUUUUUAUCAGUGAAGGGAUGUAAUGUCGACGUUCUAAGCAUGGCUAUUUGAAAAGGAGAACUGGCUGGUGUUAAUCAAAGUAUGGAGACCUCUUGUCGGUAAGAUGGAGGAUGCAAUAUCACAAGGUUCUAUCGAGUCGUCCUCAACUGGAGAUGAAUUUGUUGUUGUUAAUGGAGAACCAAAAUUUAAGUUGACAGGUGAUAUUAAUGACAUUGACGAAGAAAUCAGUGUUGACAAGUUGCUAAAUGUGAAGAUGGCUUCGAACUCUGUAGAUACGGAAAAAGGUGGGUCUGAGGAAUCGGUGGACAACGUCCUGAGAGGUAGUCAAUCAGCCGACGGGCUGAUGGCCGAUGCCAUGUCAUCCUCACAAGAGCAGCCCAUGUCAGUGAUCGGACCAGGUUCAGCUGAUGUGUUUCAGCCAAAUGUCAGUAGGUCAACAUCGUUGCCCUCAAUGCCAGGUGGUGAUUGUACUGUUUUUAAUGGAGUUACCUACCUUGGCUGUGCAUCUGUGAAUGCUCCCCGCAGUGAGGUGGAAAUUUAUCGUAACAUGGCUGUGUUAAACGAACAGUCGAAGAUGGUUAUUCCUGUUGUUUUGUCAGUUCCUAACACCUCAGAAGGUGUUGUGACACUUUUUGACCCUGCCAAUGAAACUGACAUCGCAAGUUACAAAAUUCACCGGAUCUUAUUCUGUGCCCGUGGACCAGUUGAAAGCAAUGAACGGAAGUGUUUUGCGUUCACAUUUAGUCACGGUGACACGCCAGAAACGGCCAUCUUCCAGUGUCAUGUCUUUAGAUGUGAUCUUCCUGAAGCAGUAGCAAAGAUACUAUACUGCUUUGCAACAACAUUCCGCAGAGUUCCUAGGAGUACAAGAACAUUUUCAUCGACUAGUUUUCCCGAAGCUGAGCAGAACUACCUGUUUACUGUAGCCAUUGAAUUCAAGGAAGACGAUGGCAAGGGAAACUACUCAUCUGUCCCUAAAGAUCAGCACGUCUUCAAGUUCAGAACCAAUACUGAAAAGCGGAUUGCUAUUACAGUUCAGCAUAGUGGGCCAAGGGAUCUCAAGAUUGAACGGUGUUUCGGUUUGUUAAUCUCUCCUGGUAGAAAUGUGAAGCAUAGUGACAUGCAGCUAAUAGAACUGGUUUCCAUGAGCUACAACUCUGAUGGACAAAGCUACACUAUUACAGGCCACUGGGAUCCUACUGAAAAUUGUUUUCUGGUCCUGAACACCGAGACUCGAAAAGAUACGAGAGUAUUUUUGACUGUAGCAGUUGACUUAGUCAUGGUCGGAAUUCAGGAGCCAGUUCGAUUUUCUGUGGAAACCAAAGCUAGAAUUUACCCAACAAAUGAGCGAUUUUGGUAUUUCACCAAGAAACCCCAUGUGGAAAACUUCAAUGUUAAACUCAAAGAGAUUGAAAGUGAAAGUAACGAUGAGCCGAAGUUUGAGGUGCUGCAAGUAGAGAGUCAGUCGGAAAUCGACCACCGCAGCAUGGGCAUGAGCCUCAGUCUGAACAGCAGCCAGAGUCUGUCGGAGCCCGUCACGACACCAGACGAACCAGAGGAGGAUUCCGAUGCGGAUGAACCUUUGUUGAGUGGGUCGGGUAUUGUCAGCAAGGAGGUAACCGAUGAGAAUCUGCUUGAGGCUUGGUCGGAUGUUCUUAUCAAAUGGCAUCAGAAUCUGACACAGCGGCCCAAGCAGGUCCAGCCGUUAGCUCGCAAAGGCAUUCCCGAGGCUCUACGAGGGGAGGUGUGGCAACUUCUCGCUGGUUGCCAGGAGACCACUGAACUACUUGAAGCAUAUCGAGUUCUUAUUACGAAGGACUGUUCCAGUGAGUCGGUGAUUCUGCGAGAUAUCAACCGAACGUUCCCAGCUCAUGAUUUCUUCAAGGAAUCUGGGGGUCUGGGGCAGGAUUCUCUAUACAAGAUAAGCAAGGCCUAUGCUAUUUAUGAUGCUGAAAUUGGCUACGUCCAGGGCCUGUCAUUUCUAGCUGCAGCUCUCCUACUUCAUAUGCCUGAGGAGCAAGCAUUUUGUGUGUUAGUUAAGAUCAUGUUUGAAUAUGGUCUGCGUGAUUUGUUCAAACAGGGCUUUGAGGAGUUGCAUCUUAAGUUUUAUCAGCUGGAAAGACUCAUGCAGGAUCAACUGCUUGACGUUUACGGCCAUUUUGCCGACAUGGGGCUAGAAAUCCACAUGUUUGCUUCCCAGUGGUUCCUCACGUUGUUCACGGCCAAGUUCCCACUUCAUCUGGUAUUCCACAUCCUUGACGUCUUUCUUAGUGAGGGCAAAAAUGUGAUUUUCUAUGUUGCUCUGGCACUCUUAAAGAGUUCAAGAAAAGAUCUUCUUGCACUUGAUUUUGAAGGAGUUUUAAAAUAUUUCCGAGUUCAGUUGCCUAAAAAAUACCGAUCGGAAGAUGCAGCUAAAAAACUGAUGAGGACAGCUGUGGAUUGUAAGGUAACGUCACGGAAGCUGAAGAAGUAUGAAAAAGAAUAUCUUGCUAUGAAAGAACAACAAAUGCAGCAAGAAAACCCUAGUGAACGUUUCGAGCGUGAGAACAAACGCCUGCUGGAGGAUGUGAUGAGGCUGGAGCAGGAGAAUGAUGAUUUGGCCCACGAACUGGUGGAGAGCAAGCUGGUUCUUAGGAGUGAACUUGAUGCAGCAGAAGACCAGUGUGAAAAUUUGUCUAAGGAUGUUGUACUGACAAAGAAACUGCUCUUUGAAACAGAAGAAGAGAAAAAGCGUCUAGAAACUGAAUCAGCUCAGCUGAAGGAAAUGUGUCGUCGUGAAUUGGAUAGAGCCGAGUCAGAAAGUGUGAGGAAUGCUGCAAUAAUAGCAGACUAUAAACAGAUAUGUUCUCAGCUAAGUGCAAGACUGGAGAAGCAGCAAACAGCUGGUAAACAGGAACUUCGCAGAAUAAAGAACCAGGUUACGUCUUGCAUCCAGUGCUCCAAGAUGUUUACAGAUGACGGCAAGGUCAAACUGCCUGACCCCAUUCCCAAUCCUGACGAUUCUAAUCCACGGAUUAUAGAUUUGGAGCGCCAGGUUCGUGAACUUGAACUGGAACUGGCGCAGACAAAGUUAGCACUUGUAGAAUCCGAGUGUAAAACUCAAGACCUUACACACCAGCUAAACACAGCACUGACUGAAAUUCAGGCAUCCAAGAACACCUGGUUCCAGAAAACGUUAACGUCUAUAAAGGAGGUAGCCCACACAAAGAAGGACCCCAAGGAUUGAUGUGUAUCACUGUAGUUUGACUACAUAGUUGUCUGUUUUUGUUGUUGUUGUUCUACUUUAAAUUUAGUCAGCUACUAGUUUUAAAACUAUACUGUGAAUUUACUUUUAAUAUAUUGUAUCAUUUGUCCUGUUACAGUGGUAAAAAAGAAAGAAAGUUUUUCAGGGGUGGGAAUUCUCCUCGGAUCAGCUGUUUUCCUCUCUUGGAACAUUGCAUUUCCUCACAUUUUAAUCGUCCUUUCUUCCAAAAUGUGUCAGAUGGCGCAGAUUUUUACCAAGGGUUUCAAGAAUUUCUGAGACCCCUCUAGAUUUCCUCUUUUUUUUACAGUUCACCAAUUCCCACCCCUGGUUUUUACCUUUCUCGUUUAUGGCUGGAUGACAUUUUCUGCACUCCAUAUAGUGUGUUUUAAUUCCAACACUUUGUUUAAGGCCAUAAUGAUGAUUGCAAUUUUAUUUGCAGGUCCCAUUAAUGUUAUGACUGGAAUUCUAGUAGUUAAGAGCAUUCAGUAGUUAAACCAGUAGAUGUUUCAUUAUGAAAUUUAUAAAACCACGAUGUAAUAAUGCUCAAAAAGGUCAUUCAUAUUUAGAAGAUAAUCUAUGUUGUAAUGUAAUUGUUAAAAAGUAUAAGUUGAUUUUAAAAAAAAAAAGCAUAAUUAAGAAUGUGUGGUUAAUGUAAAACAAAAUCUAAAUUAGAUUUUUCACUCAAGAUCAGUCUACAAGUAUUGGUUUUCACUAGUAUGCUUUAGGUAUCACUACUGUUAGUCUUGAGUUAAAUAUAGUGAUCACAAGCACCAAAAAUAUAAAAUAAUACCACUAACUGACAUGUUAGCAUAAUCGUUGACUUAUAAUAUUUAGAAAUUGAAGUUGGUGAUGUCAAGCAGUUAUAAACAAGAUAUGAAUAUUGUAUAUCUAAAGAAAAAUUUAACUGCCUUACAUAAUAAGUGUUUCUUAUAAUAAGAGAGGGAAUAGCGUAUUUUAAUUGCUUUCUUUUCUGAAUUUUUCAAACAUUAAAACUAAUUUUUCUGAGAACCAUGAUUAGGACAUUUCCAGUUCAGGUGGUCAGCUCAUGAUAUUUUCAUUAACAAACUAGAUACUUGUAGCUCCAUAGUUUGUUGAUGUAAUGAGACAAAAAAAGACCAAAAAAAAGAAGAAAAGUUCAUGCAAACUUGAAACUUAAAUAACGAAAAUGCAGACAUGCAUUUGAUUUAAACUAAUUUGUAGCACAGAUGCUUUUUGUAAUGAGUAAAGUUUAGUAUGUGUAAAUGUUCAGUAAUGUAUUGCAACUUUACAGUAAUGUGAUGCAUAAUUUGUGUUGGCAGCCUAUCAUCAAACAGAAUCCCACCCUGUCGCUGCAGUGAGCAGUUAAUCUCAACGCUGGCUUUUGUACAUAAUUAACUUACAGACUUGUCUUGAAUGGCUUUACAUCAUAAUGAACAGGUCUCUAUCAUAAUUUGUAUUUUUGAGUUCUUUUAUAUUUUAUGUGCAAUAUUAAGAUGUAUGUUUUGAGUGGAUUGCUGAAUAUAUUAGAAACUUGAACAUACUCUUAACUGUAGAACUGUGUGCUUCUAGUUUGUAGCUUGGAGGUCGAAAGAAGAUUUUUUAAAUAGCUAUUCCUCGUUUGUUGAUGCAUGACAAAUUAGGCUACUAAGCAAAGUAGCCAUGACCUAUAAUAGUCAUUUCAAGAACAGUUUACAACAUGAUGCAUCGCUUCUUUCAUCAUAUCAAGUAAAUCAAUGUACAUAUUUAUUAUCAUUAUGUUAGUCCAGUAGUUUGUCCAUUAAAAACAAAAUGUGUAGUGACUUUAUUUUGUUGAAAACCACACUAAAGGUACAUGUAUAGCUUACAACAAUUUGACAGAUGGCAAACAGGAUGACAUUUGUAAUCCCAUUUUCUUCACAGAAAUCCAUUUAAUUGUAAAAUGUUUAGUAUGUCCAUUUUUAUUAAAGGGAAUUCUUGACUUUCAACCAUUGUAACAUAUUUCCAAAUAAUAAAUCCUUUGUAACAACUGAAGUUACAUCUUGACUACAGUUUUAUUGUUUAGAAUAUCAGUUACUGUAUACAUGUAUAUCGAAUGUGUUUCUGAUCAUCCUAAUGUUUGUAGUACUAGUAGGUCACAUUUCAGUUUACUUCCUACUACAAUUUUUCUUUUUGUACCUGCAAAAAUAUUAGAGGUAAAAUACAGAUUGGGCUACUAUAGACAUUAGGGUAUGAAGAAACACCGUGUAUAUAUACAGACAUUGAUGUAUUUUAGUUGUUAAAAAUUCUCUGUUAGUCGAAAACAUCUUACAGUACAGCAAACUCAGAACAGUCCUUUUAAACUAAAAUAAGGUUAUGUUGUUUAUUUGUACAAUCCCACAGAAGAUGCAUUGAUUAUUUUUGGUAUACGGAAACGUUUGUGACAUUUUUAAAAAAAUGCUUUAAAAAACCAAGGAAGCAUACAACAAAUUGAUUAUUCUUAUACUGACUUCAAAAUAGGACAAUUAUAGAAAUUAAAGAAACCUUAUUACUCAUUACAAGUCCAUUUCUAGAAAUUAAUUAUCAGGGUUGUUUAAAUGAUAUUAUCAAUUCUCAAUGCUAUUGCAUUUCAUUAAGUUGUCGAUUAGUUACUAAAUUUAUCACAUUUUGUGGGCAUAUUAAAAACUUUCUGUGUUUUGUGCAUGUUAAUGUCCAUUCUCAGCAUUUUAAAUAAUUUUCAACGUAACUGAUCAACAUACAGUCUCAUUCUCAAUGUUGUAUCUAACCUGUUUAGAUUUAUAAAUCGUACAUAAUAUAUGGUUUACAAAUACAUGAUUUACAACAGGCUGAAGUGUGAUGAAUGGGAAACUUGCAAGCUUUACAGUGAAGAGAACUGUGGGUACAAUAAAACCAAACAUAAUUAAUUAGAAAUUUUGAAAUAUAACUGCAAAUGAAUAUUCUUGUGUAUUUGUUUUGACCAUUGUGUUUUGUUAUCUGAUUGCUUUCAUUUUGUAGACAUAAUGAUUUAUAUAUAUAUUAAUACAGGGUUAUUUGUUAUAUUAAUGUGAAUAUAAUUUUUUCUCUCUUAUUUGUGUAAAUAGUUGUCUUUAUUUAAAUAUUUGCUGGAGCAAAUUUUUAUUUAUUUAUGUUUUAUUUUGUUUUGUUAAAUAUUUUAACACAGCAGUAUUGAUAAUCUUCUAUAUUUAUGAAUCACAUGUUUUAUAAAAUAUCACUACCUUAUCUGAAGCAAAUGUAUCUAAUAAUUUAUAUUUGAUGUGCCAAUUUUUAGACAGUCGGGCAUAAAAGAAUUUCAUUUGAAAAAAAAAAGUAAUUUUAAUUUUGUUCUAAAUAUAAAUAAUAAAUAUAUUAAGUGAAAAAAGAUUACUUAUAUUUUAAGAAAUACCUUAAACAGGCCUGCUUUCCAUUGACAGUGUUUGCGCUUAAGACAAAUUUCACUUGCCCUUGGGAGUUUUCACUUGCCCUACAUAAACUUUUUCAAAUUGUAAAUACAUUUAUUAAUAUCCACACAACAUAAACUGUGAGAAAACAUUUAUUUUGAACAGAACAAUAUUUUAGUGUCGGUCAAUAAAAUAAAAUACCAUUCACUUAAAGCCGCACACCCUAGUUCCAUCCAACGAAAAUAAAUUAUAAUUUGGUUAAUCUACAAACCUGUAACACACUUAGAUCACGUUUUUA
Gigantopelta aegis is the source of this 6928-nucleotide messenger RNA. RefSeq names its product rab GTPase-activating protein 1-like. The record is from RefSeq and is a predicted model, not a curated record. The coding region runs from base 158 to 3280 and encodes 1040 amino acids. The transcript is spliced from 22 exons. NCBI's taxonomy places the organism in Eukaryota, Metazoa, Mollusca, Gastropoda, Neomphalida, Peltospiridae.